Molecule: messenger RNA, 429 nt
Organism: Spodoptera exigua (beet armyworm)
Lineage: Eukaryota; Metazoa; Arthropoda; Insecta; Lepidoptera; Noctuidae
Source: the annotation of a GenBank genome assembly
AUGGAUAUUAUAAACAAAAAAAUAAAAACGCGGCAUAGGCCAGUAGACGAUGAUACAAGCAGUGAUUCCGAAAUCUUAGACGAAGUUUACUCCGAAGCCGCGGUGCCUCAUUGCGCUUGCCCCGCAACCCCGGUUGUAGUGCUCUAUUGGCUCUUAGAGGCUCGCGCGGAACGCUACGCGCUGCACGCUCGUGUCUGGUUACCCUUACUCGCCGUCCCCAGACCCGCGCUUAUGGUGGCCGCUGAUCGUCUCUCGAUCCCCGACGCCCGGAGUGUUGCCUACUGCGGCGGCUGGGGCGUGAGGAGGAGGAUAACUCCCACCUCUACCAACAUAACUGCUUCGCAGAAAGAGGAGACGGCUUCCCAGCUCCUCUCGCGCCGCACUAUGGCCUCGACUAAGGCCGUUUGCGAGAGGUCGCCGCACCUAUAG